UACAACAGUAAACAUCGAAUUCUUGUCACUCCGUAAAGUAUAUCAUAUUAAAAAUAAAUAACGAUUGCGUGUGGUUAUAUCACAGUUUUCACACAGUGUACAUUAGUGCAGCGAAGAGAUCUACUAAAUUAGUUGCACAUAUUUCCCCGAAAUAACCGAAAUAAAAGAAGAUUUGUAACAACAACAUUGGGAGAUGGCAGCAAUAUUCCCAGUACUGGAUAGAUAUUCGUGUAUAGCUACAAAGUGGACUCGCCACAUGGGGUUCUGUAUCACCUACACCGCUCUACUCAUGAAAACUUGGAGGGUAUCCCUGACAUAUCGUGUGAAAUCAGCCCACAAGUUGAAGCUGACAGACAAGCAGUUAUUGCAAUGGAUGGCACCAAUACUGCUGAUCAUGUUGGUUUAUCUCGGAACAUGGACCCUGUCUGCGCCUCCUGAUGCUGAAGUGAUAACAGACAAUAAAGGUUUAAAAUUUAAACAAUGUUCUUACAAUUGGUGGGACCACAGCUUAGCUAUAGGAGAAAUAUUAUUUCUGCUGUGGGGUGUCCGAGUCUGCUACAGAGUUCGUCACGCUGAGAGUCUCUACAAUGAAGCGAAGCUCAUAUCAUUUGCAAUUUACAAUAUCUUCACUGUUAAUUCAUUGAUGAUUGCAUUUCAUUUACUUAUUUUGCCUCGGGCUGGUCCAGACAUUAAAUAUCUUCUCGGGUUUAUAAGGACGCAGUUAUCAACAUCAACAACUGUACUCUUGGUAUUUCUUCCAAAGGUGUUACGCGUAGUACGGGGUACAGGAGACACCUGGGACAGCAGAGCGCGUGCCAGAGGAGUGACAGCUUCAUCGUCCUUGAAUGGCAUCGGCCUUGUGCCAGAUGACCCGCCUGAUCUUUUCCAAGAAAACGAACAACUAAAGGAGGAAGUUCAAAAGCUAGCUGCACAGAUUGAAUUCAUGAAAAUAGUGCAGAUGGAAAUGAACAACCGGCACCUGCGACCGAAGCCUGGUGGAUACUUUUCGGCAAACACAGCGAUUCCUCAAAGUCCAAUGCAUUCUAAGACUGUUAAUAUUUCACAAGAGAACACGGAUUGGGUUGGACCCGUUUGACUGGUAGCCAUCAGUGACGGCGGGUGGUCGUGGCCAGGUCCCGCUUCGCGACGGGUCCUCACAACUAUAGAUAUGAGACCUCCUGCUUUUGUAUAAAUUUAUGUAUUUUUUAAAAACCAUCAGGGAUAAUAAGAAACCUAUAUGAAAUUAAUGAAACUCCAUACUGUCACUGACACUGUCUCGUCAACUUAUAGCGCAAGUAUAGUUGAAUUUAAAGUUUGAAUUUGGGUGGUGUAAAGACCGUUGACUUUCAUCUGGUAGGUACGUGUACGUUUAUUUGACGCCGAUGAAGGAAAACUUUGUGAGAAAAUCUACACACACCUAGGAAGAACUUUAAUAUUUGUAUAGAAAGUUCACCAACACGUACUGGGCCCGCAUGGUCGACUAAAAGCUACAGGCUGAAAAAGAGCUUGAACCCAAGGCCGUCUUGAUGAGGGCACAGUAGAUGUCAAACUGCGGAAUAUAAUAUGGCCCGAGACUAUCCAUAUCUAACGUUAUAAUUUUAUUAUAUAUGAUCAUACAAAUUAUUACGUAUGUCAGUAUCGAAAUUAUACAUUUUUAAUAAUAUCCAGAGAACACGCAUAAUCUAUAUAUAAUACAUCAAUAAUUGUUGGAAAGUUCACUGGUGAAAGUGUGAGUUUUAAGAUUUAUUAAUAUUUAUCAUAAUACUAUUUGUUUCCUAUAAGUACAUUAGUAAAUAAAUAAAUAUAUAAUACAUCACAGCAAUGGCAGCGCAAAGAGAUUAAAUGUCUUUGGGAAAAUAAAGAUAGUAAGUCCACUACCAAGUUACUAAAAGUAAAAAGAUUGCUGUAUAAUUUCGAUACCUAUAUACUAUAAUAAUAAUAUGAAUUUGCAUGCAUAGCCGGCGAAUAUAACCGAGUUUAAUUUUACACUUACACUUAGAGUAUGCAUGCAGUUUUGGGACAACCAUUCAGAUUUAUUUGAUACACUUGGAGUUGGAGCUAUCUACUUGAUUGUGUGUGUAUGACACUUAUUUAAACUACUGUGAGCGGUACACUAACUACGGGCGACGAAUUCUAUACAACGGAAGAAGAAAGAUUGCACGGACUGGUUUAAACACUGUUAAAGAUGCAUAAGAUAAAGCCUGUCGGUUACGCAUGCAACACUUCAACUGCAUAGCAUUGAAAGUUUAUAAAAGAUCAUGCAAAAUUUAAAUGUAUAGGUAUAGCAUUGUUAGGAUAUUUAGGGUUUUAAUUUGAUAUUUACCAAUAAUCAUUAAUGUAGGUAAAUAAAUGUGGUAGGUAGGCAAGAAAUUUGUUGGUUUGUGAAAUACAGAAAAAUGUUAUACCUACUUUUGAAUAAAGAUAAUAUUAAUUAUUAUUGACAAAGCUAUGACGUAAUCUCAGACGUAAUAUAUCUAGUAUGCUGCCAGUUACGAAUAGUGAAUAGAAAUAAUUGAUGUGUAUUAACCAUGUAAAAUAGGCAGUAGAUUAGUUUGUUUAGGUAAAGAAAAUUUGAUCUAGUCAUUUUUAGUCCAUUUUUUAGCCUUGUGUACCAGGUUUAUUCUUCAUUAAGCAUAAUAAUUAUUAAUUAUUAAUAGUUACCUUAUACCUACCUACACAAUAAGACUUAGGUGUCAAAGUAACUACCUACAUGAAUACAUAUUAUUAUUAAAUGAGAAACCAUUUUUUACAUAUUUGUUUAUGUCUUAAGGUUUAGGUAAGUACCUAAGGUACUUGUUAUAAUACAAUUUAUAAAUUACAAGAUCAGCGAGACAAUUGUGGGUCCGUUAUACAAAUUAAAUCUAAAUCCACAGAGACAUUUAUAACACUUACAUACAUAAUUUAGAAUUUUAAGAUAUCAAUUAUUCAGUACCUACCUACUAGGUUUCGCCUGCUAUGUCUCCAUAAUAUUCAAAGAUACCUAUUUAUUUUUUACCCGAGGACACAGUGCUACUUGGGUAGGUAUGUUAAUAACAAAAAAAAAUCAAUGAGUUUACCUAUGGCAGUUCAUGGCAAAACAAUGUCUACCUACUGGCAAAAGAACUGCAAAGAAAAACCCAGCACAUCACAAAUUUAUUUUACAGGUUAGAAUUACAAUAAGUACCUAUGUCAGUUUUUGUUGAUUGACUAUGUUGGGCUGAGGAGUAAAUAAGUAGGUAUAUCUACUAUAAAUAUAGAUAGGUCUUACUCUAUCGCAUUCUUUAUGUACCUAUAUUUGACCAGACAACUUAAAUUAAAUGAAAUUCAGAGAGACAAAAUAUACUACUUACUGUAUUUGAAAUGAUGUAAAUAUUCUCAAAGAAGUUAAGUUGGAUGGUGCGCAAGUCAUGGGAGAAAAUUUUUGAGUAUUGGAGGGAACCUGUUGCAAUAGCUGUCUUCGCACAGGCAUCUGCAUUUUCGUUACCAAGAAUGCCUGAAUGACCUGGAAUCCAUGCUAAAACGAUGUUAAUAUUGAGGUCAUAGCAUUCUUUCAAAGAUUCCCUUAUUUUAAAUAUAAUUGGAAAAUGACUUUUAGACCUAAAUGGAUUUGACAGUAUUGAUUGAAGGCAACUUUUGGAGUCUGAAAGAAUAAUAGAAUUGUUCAUGCCAUGAGCCUUAACAAAUAAAAUUGCUUCAAGAAUGGCAAUUGAUUCCCCAGUGAAAACAGAAGUGAUAGAUGGGCAGCUGUAACUGAGUAUAAUUCUUGUUGAA
This is a messenger RNA of Leptidea sinapis, 3750 nucleotides long. Its product is annotated as probable G-protein coupled receptor CG31760. NCBI's taxonomy places the organism in Eukaryota, Metazoa, Arthropoda, Insecta, Lepidoptera, Pieridae. Gene Ontology annotation, molecular function: G protein-coupled receptor activity. The coding region runs from base 194 to 1096 and encodes 300 amino acids. The transcript is spliced from 10 exons. The record is from RefSeq and is a predicted model, not a curated record. Gene Ontology annotation, biological process: G protein-coupled receptor signaling pathway. Gene Ontology annotation, cellular component: membrane.